AUGAUCAGAGGCGUGGGCACUCGCAAAGGCACUCUUCCCAGAAACACUAAUUACUCGGCCAAGUUAAUUAAAAGCAGGGAGACAGUGAUCGAAAGCUUCAACAGAAAACAGAAAUGGAGUUUGCAGUUGAGGACAGGAGACAACGAGCUGAAAAAAGACGGCGUUUGUGGAUGCUUCUCGGGUUGCGUCGCCGCCGCAAGCCAUCGGUGUGGGCCUUAA
Molecule: messenger RNA, 219 nt
Organism: Knipowitschia caucasica
Lineage: Eukaryota; Metazoa; Chordata; Actinopteri; Gobiiformes; Gobiidae
Source: the annotation of a GenBank genome assembly